AAGCCACUACCAUGAUUGGCGAUGACAAAGUAUUAAGAAAAGUGUCGUCAAAAUCAUCGAUAAACCUAUCAAAGGAUGAGAUUAUACAGGUUGUUGAACGUGUAGUACAACAGGAUUCUAAGUUGGUCGAUACCUGGGAUCUAUCCAAAGCUGGUAUUGACGCUAUACCAUUAGAAGUCCUAGAUUUAAUACAAAAAGAUACUUGUAGAUUAGCUUUGAGCUACAAUAGGCUAUCCAGGCUACCUGAUAGGAUACUCAAUCUAAAUAAGCUCAGAUAUCUCAACCUCAGAGCAAACAUGUUUACCAGCUUCCCUCUAGUUCUCACUAAAAUGCCUCAAUUGGAAAUACUCGAACUUGGUAGAAACAAGAUCAAGAAACUACCAAAAGAUCCGGGUACACUAGUUAACUUGAAAGUAUUCUCAAUAUCAAAGAAUAAACUCACCAAAAUACCCACCUACAUUCACAGAUUCACAAACUUACGUAUCAUUAAAAUUGACGCAAAUCCCAUCGAAUGGCCACCUUCUUCCGCUGUAGAAUCUUUCAAUCAGCAAGCACAAAGUGCUGUAUCAAUGAAAAAUGACUCAGAUAAGGAUAAAUUAGACGUUGAAAUGGAAGCUUGGGUGAGGGCGCUCAGGGAUUGGCUAAAAGAGCACGCCGAUAAGCAGGCCUUGAAGGGUGCUUACACAACUGAUGAAGACAGUGAUUAUCAUCGUAGAAGGCAAUCCACAAAUUCAUUUUCUGGUGAUUCAAAUAUCCAUUCCCCACCACUACCGAAAGAGAAAGACAGAGUGUUGGGUGGGAACUCUGGCUUCAAAUUUCCUAUGUCUAAAGGUACCACACCACCAACUCCUGGUUUGGUUAGCCCCUCGACUACGCAUACUUCUCCAGAUUCUUUGAGUCAACCGUCAACCACCUUCAAUUCAAACAGCCGUAAUCACUAUUUUUCACCUACACUCGACAUCUACAACUCAGAUUAUGCUUCUAAUCAUGGCCGAAAUGCUUCAAGUUCGGCUAUACUUCCUAAGCGUAGCAAUCCAAAUCAAGAAGGCUUGAAAGUUAAGAAGAGUCUUCCAAAUAUGAGAUAUGGUACGAAUAGAAUAUUAACGGAUCCAACGCCUUUGUCAAACAACACCUUAACAACGAAUGAUAGUCUUACAUAUGCGGUUGAAAGGAAAGAGAGUGUCGAUCUUCCACCAAUUCCAAAUCUACCAAAAACUAGCAAUGGUCAUAUUAUAUCAAAUUUAGGCUUCCAAGCUCCCUCAUCAACUUCUGAAACAUCCUCACAAUCUCAGCAAUCACAAAAUGAUGAAGUCAUGACACCAAUCACGAGAAAUAUAGAACACCUUAAAAGGCUAGCUAUCAAAUCAUCAGAUUUUAGUUCCACUUUUAAGCAUAGACAUACACCAACACCACCUUCACCAUUAAGCAUUUCGAACACUGAUAUUGUUGUUGAUGCAGCGAAUAGUUUGUUGUUUGCACUAUCGCAAACUCAUUCAGCGAUUAAUCAAUUGAUUAGUCUCACAUCAGAUAAUUUCGCGUUGUUUAUAAUACCAUUACUUAAUUCAGCUGGUAAAGGACUCGAACCAUUAUUCGAUGCGCUUGAUAGUCGUAAGUUAAGUACCAGAUCUGAAGCUAUAAUGGAAGCUGUAAAAAUAUCUUCAGCGGCUUUCUCACCAUUGAUAUCUGAGUUAAGAGCGCGAAUAGCAAACAAGUUUGUUAAUGAUGUUCAAUAUGUACAUCCUGUUGUUCUGAGAAGUGUUAUACUUACUUUAUAUGGUUCAAUGUCAGAAAUUGCCAAUGUAUGGAAAGUAAUAUCAAAACAUUUACCUACAAAACAAGAAAAUCAACUUCAAUUACAACAAUUACAAUCAAAACCUCGAGGAAGUGUUGAUAAAAGCACUAAAAGAAUGUAUAGGCAGGGUGUUUCACUUACUCAAGCAGAUUUUGAUUAUGUUAAUAUGAAUAAGAGUGGUAAAUCUGAUAAUACAGAUAAUCUACCAUACUUAUCUAAAGCUGUUGAAGAUCCUCGUACACCUACCUCACGUUCACCUGAACCUCAAAUGGAUACCUUACGAGUAACACCACAGACGCCGACGAGUACAAUCCAGGAUGACGCUGAGGAUUUACUUGAAUUAAUUGAAAAUUGCAUUGUAGUUGGUACUAACUUCUGGCCCGUGCUUGAUGAAGAUGUUGAUAAUAGUUAUUCUCAUGAUUUCAGUCCCGGUGGAUCAGCGGUUGAUCCAGUUAUGGUUGAACUUCGUGACAAAAACAAUCAAGCUAAGGAGUUGACGGAUAAGCUAAGUAAAUCUUUAAAUGUGGUUAAGCAAGCUAGUAAUCAAGACGGCGUGAUUGGUUUAAAGGCUGCAGACCAAGAAUCUGUGAGGGAAUUAUUUGAAAAUGCGUCUACGUUUAACAAGAUGGUGAUCUGGAUGGCUUCACUCGUUAAGGGAUUAGGUGAAAUGAAACGCUUACCAUUAAAAACGAGGAGAAGAAUGCAACAAAUAAUGGAUUUAGUCUCAGAAUUGACUGUACAAGUGCACGUAUCAUCGUAUAGGCCGUUAGCACCAUCACCUCAUAGUGCGGCGUUAAAUAUGGCGACUAGCAACAAUUCAUCACGUUCAGAAUCACCAAAAUUGAUGAAAUCAUCAAAGAAGGCGAAAGAGAAGGGAUUGGGAUUUCCAACGCCGGUGCUGUCUAGAUCACAAAGUUCACAACCAGGAAUGCCCGUGAAGAGGCCUACGCAGCCGAGAUCAGCUACAAACUUUGGUGCUGGCUUGACGAGAGUUUUCAGCCCUACUAGUUAUAGCACGAGUAACAAUAAUGAAGGAUACUCGAAGAAGCGUACUGGGAGCUUAUCUGGCUAUUCAGCAAGUUCAGAUUCAACAAAUUAUGAUUAAAUUUGUGUAUUUUCGUACAUAAAAUUACUUUCCCUGUAUGAAUAGUUAGAUAGUUAC
Messenger RNA from Wallemia mellicola CBS 633.66, 2954 nucleotides. RefSeq lists its product as hypothetical. The record is from RefSeq and is a predicted model, not a curated record. The transcript is spliced from 3 exons. Gene Ontology annotation, molecular function: protein binding. NCBI's taxonomy places the organism in Eukaryota, Fungi, Basidiomycota, Wallemiomycetes, Wallemiales, Wallemiaceae. Bases 12 to 2897 code for a protein of 961 amino acids.